Strongylus vulgaris is the source of this 978-nucleotide messenger RNA. The record is from the annotation of a GenBank genome assembly. NCBI's taxonomy places the organism in Eukaryota, Metazoa, Nematoda, Chromadorea, Rhabditida, Strongylidae.
GCAAAACCGCUUGAAGAUGAAAUGCCGACGCUAGCAAAUGAAAGACGCGCUCCACAACAAGUACUUGAACUUGGAAAGAGAAGACCAAAGAAAAAACAAAUAAAUCUAAUAGUUCCACAAACAUCCUUGGAAUUGUGGACCAAGAUGGAGUCUAGAGGGUUGUUAUCAGCUUAUCUACAGCUGUCUAAAUCAAAACUCACUAUGCUCAUUACGUCUACAGCGGUUGCUGGUUUCCUGAUGGCCCCUGUAAGUGUAUCGGCACUGCCGCUUCUAGCAUGCGCAACAGGCACUGCUUUAUUAUCUUCGGCUGCCAAUGCUUGUAACCAACUACUAGAAGCGCCCUAUGAUGCUCAAAUGAAGCGAACACAAAGCAGAGUACUUGUUUUCAACGCCUCCUUUAAAUAUCAUGUCUAUAUUUUUGGGUUUUCUCCUCUUCAUGCAUUAUCGUUUGCCGGUGUAGCCGCUACAUCUGGUGUAGCAGCGUUGUGUAUAUUUGCAAAUCCUCUCGCAGCCGCUCUGGGUGCUUUGAACUUGGUGAUCUAUGCUGGUAUUUAUACUCCAUUGAAAAGGACCCAUAUUGCGUGCACGUGGGCUGGAGCUGUGGUUGGUGCGAUUCCGCCGCUCAUGGGUUACGCGGCAGCUACAGGAACCUUAGAUGCGCCAUCAUUGUGUCUUGCUGCAAUAUUGUACUCAUGGCAGUUCCCUCACUUUAACGGUCUGUCCUGGAAUCUUAGAGGAGACUACAGCAAAGCUGGAUAUCGCGUCAUGUGCGUCACUAAUGAACGGCUAUGUCGAGUGACAUCAAUCCGGCAUAGCUUAGCUCUGGUUGGAUUAUGUUCUGUGGUUGCACCGUUGACCAACUUGACGACCAUUACUUUCGCUCUAGAUUCGCUACCAGUGAAUGCUUACAUGUGCUGGUUGGCCUACAAAUUUUAUAAAGCUCCAGAUGCACAAAAUUCGAGGCGAUUAUUCUUCUAC